Molecule: messenger RNA, 2307 nt
Organism: Acanthopagrus latus (yellowfin seabream)
Lineage: Eukaryota; Metazoa; Chordata; Actinopteri; Spariformes; Sparidae
Product: E3 ubiquitin-protein ligase TRIM39-like
Exons: 2
Coding region: 209-1597 (462 amino acids)
Molecular function (GO): zinc ion binding; protein binding
Source: RefSeq, a predicted model, not a curated record
CGCCCACAUCUGACUCGAGACAAACCAGGAAACAGUUUGUGUGUGUGUGUGUGUGUGUGUCUUUAGUACAGAACCACAGACAGACGAUCAGAUCCACCUUCAGACUGAACUAACAACGUCCUCUGAGUGAGUUCAUCUACAGGAGAGAGGAGGAGGAAACUACAACACUGCAGACGCUCCACACACUGAAGCGUCACUCAGAGACAAAAUGGCUUCCAGGUUAGAGGAGGAUCUCUGCUGUCCGGUGUGUCAUGAUGUCUUCAGAGAGCCUGUCGUUCUGUCAUGUAGCCACAGCUUCUGUAAAGACUGUCUGCAGAGCUGGUGGACAGAGAGACGAACACGGGAGUGUCCAGUCUGUAAGAGAAGAUCUUCAAAGGAUCGACCACCUGUAAGUCUGACGUUAAAGAACCUGUGUGAGACCUUCUUACAGGACAGAGAUCAGAGAGCUUCAGAGGAUCUCUGCAGUCGGCACUCUGAGAAACUCAAACUCUUCUGUCUGGACCAUCAGCAGCCGGUGUGUCUCGUCUGCAGAGACUCAGAACAACACACCAACCACAGAUUCAGACCCAUCGAUGAAGCUGCACGACAACACAAGAAGGAACUUCAGGAAACUCUGGAGCCUUUAAAGGAGAAGUUAAAGGUUUUUGAAGAAGUUAAAGUGAAGUUUGAUCAGACAGCAGAACACAUGAAGGUCCAGGCCCGACACACAGAGAGGCAGAUUAAGGAUCAGUUUAAGAAGCUGCACCAGUUUCUAGCAGAGGAAGAGGAGGCCAGGAUGGCUGCACUGAGGGAGGAAGAGGAGCAGAAGAGUCAGAUGAUGAAGGAGAAGAUGGAGGCUCUGAGCAGAGAGAUAGCAGCUCUUUCACACACAGUCAGAGCCACAGAGGAGCAGCUGAGAGCUGAAGACGUCUCAUUCCUGCACAACUACAAGGCUGCAGUGGAAAGAGUCCAGCAGCGCCCCCUGCUGGAGGAUCCACAGCUGCCCUCAGGAGCUCUGAUAGACCAGGCCAAACACCUGGGCAACCUGAGCUUCAACAUCUGGAACAAGAUGAAGGACAUGGUCUCCUACACUCCUGUGGUUCUGGACCCAAACACUGCUCAUCCAGAACUCAUCCUGUCUGAAGAUCUGAGCAGUGUGAGAGGAGGACAGAGACAGAAGCUUCCUGAUAAUCCAGAGAGGUUUGAUUAUUACUGCUCUGUCCUGGGAUCUGAGGGCUUUAACUCAGGGACUCACAGCUGGGACGUCGAGGUUGGAGACAGUACACACUGGAUACUGGGUGUGUUAGCAGAGUCUGUCCAGAGGAAGAGACUCAUACUGUCUGGAUUAUGGAGAAUAAAGUUUUCCUCUGGUAAAUACUUUGUGUUUUCACCAUCAGCUCCAUCCACUGUUCUCGUCGUGCAGAAGAAGCUCCAGAGGAUCAGAGUGAAUCUGGACUGGAACAGAGGAAAGCUGUCGUUCUCUGAUCCUGAUACUAACACACACCUGCACACCUUCACACACACUUUCACUGAGAGGAUGUUUCCAUUCAUUCGUACUGGGGAUGAAGUGAAGAUAUCACCUCUGAAGGUGUGUGUGACAGUGGAACAGAGCAGGUAAAGAAGUAUUUCAUCUGUGGAAAGACUUAAAUAAAACUUUGUCUCUCUGCAGUAGAAAGACAAAUAUUUUUUAACUUGAUGCAACAUGAGCAGAGAAAACAGAGUAAAAGGACUGUGGUGUUCACUUCUACUCAAAAGGUAGAAAGACUACAACACCCAGAGUGCACAGCGCUGCACCUGAUUGGACGGGGCUCGGUUUUGGAUCAGAGGAACUUCUGAAAAAAGUUCUGACAUUCUGACACAGAGAUAAACAGAACAAUUAAUUUGGACCUGACAAACAUUUAAAAAUCAUUUAUUCACAAUCAUAAUAAUGUUUUUAAGGAAAAGAGACUUUUAUUCUGCAGCGUUCUACGAGCUCUGUAGAUGUUUUAUUUUAAAACUAUUUGUCAACAUAAAAAUGUUGUCAACAUGUAAAAAUCACAGAAUUCAGCCUGUUAAUCUUCAGCUGCUCCUCCUGCUGUCUCAUUAUGCACAAAACACACACGACACCAGGUUCUGCCAGUAUUCCAGAUCAGUGAGCACCAGCAGAUGCAACGCAAAGCUUGCCAGCUAACUUCACGAUCUGAGGAAGACUAAGCAAGUUAGCACCGAGCUGCUAUCCUGCAAAGUAAAGGACUGAACUGUUUCCUCCUUUUUACACACACACACACACACACCUGUAUAUAGUACAUGUUAGACUGUGUUUUCAUCUGUGUGUUGAAUAAAAUAAUU